Molecule: messenger RNA, 1128 nt
Organism: Emericellopsis cladophorae
Lineage: Eukaryota; Fungi; Ascomycota; Sordariomycetes; Hypocreales; Bionectriaceae
Exons: 2
Coding region: 1-1128 (375 amino acids)
Source: RefSeq, a predicted model, not a curated record
AUGUCGCACGCAGGUCAUUUUGUCCACUGCGUCGACAGUCCCAAAUUCAAGCCGGACAACCUCAUCGAGGACUCGGAACGUCUCAAGAAAGCCAACGAACUACUUCUCAAAGAUGACCUGUACAAUGCCAGCCGAGUCAUUUUUGACCUGGCAGAGGUUGAUCAAUACACCUAUCAUGCGAUGGUCAGCGUGAAGCUCGCACAAGUUCAACACAUCGUUGAGCUUGGGGAUGAAAAAGGACUCCACGAUUGGUACCACAACGAAGACGGAACAUCGAAAGGGCAUCCGUCCAAGGCAGAUAUCGACGCCUACGUAUCAAUCUUUGCUCCUGGCACACUGACCUCAUCUGCGCUGAAGAACUUCAGCACAAAUGCCAAGAAAGACUCGUUGCGUGCCGAAGUUGCAGAGAAUCUGCUCUCAAAGCGCUUCAUCCACCCUUCGAGGGAGACAACCCUCACCAUACCAAAGGUGAAAAAGUCUGCACCGCAGAAUCCAUACUUUGACUUUUGGGCGUGGUCUUGCCGGGCUCUACAGUGGUGUGGACCGUCGCCGUCAGCUGAGAGAAGAACCGGAAGUCACCAUGUGCUCCCUAUUUUCAUGCACCACUUUGGCUGCGCGACACCUUCGCAUGAGUCUUUGGAAAUACUCAGGCUACUUUCGAACGGCAGGACUGUGGCUGAUAUUGGCUCUGGCAAUGGUUAUUGGGCAUACAUGCUGCGUCGUUAUGGGCUGACGGUCAAUCCCGUCGACAACAUGCAGAGUGAGUGGAGGGUCAACUGGGUCGACGACACUGUCAUCUCGGAUGGCGUGCAGUGGUUGAAGAAGCACAAAAAUGGGAAAGACAUGGUACUGUUGCUGGUGUACCCCGUGGUGGGCGGGAGCAUAGGGGGAGGCUCAGAAGGUGGCUUCACCCGCGACCUCGUCAAGGCAUACCAGGGCGACACGAUAGCAGUUGUGGGUACGCAAAACCACAACGGCUACACGGGCUUCAAGAAGUGGACCAUGUCCGAGUACAUGGCGAACGAACAUAAGGAUUGGACCAAGGUCGUUCAAAUACCACUGCCUAGCUUCGGAGGCAAGGAUGAGGCGCUUUUCGUCUUUCAAAGGGGCGACAGAGCGCCGAAAUAG